Effrenium voratum is the source of this 1278-nucleotide messenger RNA. The record is from the annotation of a GenBank genome assembly. Lineage: Eukaryota; Dinophyceae; Suessiales; Symbiodiniaceae.
AUGGAGGACUUUACGGAGCUGAAUGACCCCUUGAUGCCGGCCUUGUGCAGCCUUUCCCAGGACUGCAGCGACCCUCGCCUUGGGCUGCUGAGGGCGAGCCUCCAAGCUGCGGCGGCGGCAGCGAGCGCAAAACCACCGCCGGACGACGAUGUUAUUCCAGAUGAGUUUGCGGAAGCACAUGACGGGCUGAACGUUGAGUCCUUCGGGCUUUUGGACCUCAUGCCGCAGCAGGUGGCCGAUGUGCAGGAGGCCUGGAGUAGCUUCCAGCAAGGCUUCGAAACCGUGGAUGCUUGCGGCGAGGCAAUCUUCGAUGCCAUUUUGGACUCAGCGCCGACGCUGUCCACGCUUUUCCAGAUGCCCAGGGGUGUGGUGGCCAUGCGGCUGCAAGAGGGCAUUCACCAGGUCAUCAUGGCUCUGGAGGAGCCGGAGGAUGUCAAGGUCUUGGUGGACAUUUUGAGCUUUAAGCACUUGGAGCUUGAGGUGACUGAGAUCCGCGUGGGACUGGUCCGGGAUGCCAUCCUUGAGCUGAUCUCUCACGAGCUGACAGGAAAUCUCACGACCCUUGCACGUGACGGCUUCAUGCAGGUCCUCAACUAUAUAGGUGGCGCUAUGAUCUACAUCAAGUCCACAUACUCGAUGCGGUUGAAGGUCUUGUCUUCCAGCUGGCAAGAGGCCAACCGUGACCGCGGGAAAGAGAAGAAGGAGCGCGAAGCCCGAAAGGAGAAGGAGAAGGAGAAGAUGAUGGCGGAGGCAGACAUGGAUGAAGAGGAGGAAGGGCAGGAGGAGCACUUGAAGAGGCUGAAGAAGCGACACCGGAGACAAGAACAGAAUGUCCCCAAGACGUUUUACGACAUGUUUUGCUUCAACGCAGCCGUCAUGGACCUGCUGGCAGACUGGAUGUACGAAGUCUUAGACUCCUUCGAUGCGAUCGUGGCCAAUGCUGGAAAUACAUAUCGCUUGCAGGAGGAGUGCGACAUCCUCACCCUGAGGAUUGCCAAGGUGCCUGGCGAGGUAGCCCUGGGCGAUUUCAAAGCAGUCAUGCUUUCAUCCCUUCGCUCGCUGUGCCCCAAGGAGUGGUCCUCUGUUCACGAGGUCUCCUGGUGUUGGCUUUGGGAGAACGUGGAGCGCCUUCUCCAGGAGCAGAUGGGCAAGUCAGGCUCUUUUGAAAAGUUGCUGGGACGAUGGCUGGAUUCCUUGGACAAUGAGACCCGGGAUGUGCUCUCGCUUUCCGUUUACAGUAACUUCUUUGUGGCAGUACCAGCAGGCAGGUGUGGGUAA